This is a messenger RNA of Penicillium pulvis, 2217 nucleotides long. RefSeq lists its product as uncharacterized. NCBI's taxonomy places the organism in Eukaryota, Fungi, Ascomycota, Eurotiomycetes, Eurotiales, Aspergillaceae. The record is from RefSeq and is a predicted model, not a curated record. The transcript is spliced from 2 exons. Gene Ontology annotation, molecular function: protein tyrosine/serine/threonine phosphatase activity; mRNA guanylyltransferase activity. Gene Ontology annotation, biological process: 7-methylguanosine mRNA capping; dephosphorylation. The coding region runs from base 1 to 2217 and encodes 738 amino acids.
AUGGGGAACAAUGACUCGCCCAACACUUUGGCCACGCUCUUCCAAUCGUUGUCCUCCCAAACCGCCAAUCGAUCGGGCCUUGGGGCAUUCGUACAGCUCUGCAAUUCCGCACGUGUCGCAGCCCAACAGACCUCUUUCUCUUCUAUCGCAAACUCCCUUCGCAACCUCCAUCGCAAUGAGACUGUGAACUGGGGCCAAGUCGUGUUUCUCAUUACCUGUGUGAUAACCAUGGCUGGCUGUGGUAUUUUUUCCUCUCUCAGGCGCCGCUCGCCAGCGAAAAAACCUCGCUCGCAGCGGUCCUCCAUUCGCAAAACUUUGUCCAAGUCGUCUUCGAAGACACUCACCUCAUCGGACGAUGACUAUGAAGAUGAGGAAUAUGAUAGCAAUGGAUCUUUGCGCCAUGCUACCCUUCCAUCUCGACCAGCCGAAGAAUACUCUCAGCCUAAGCAGAAGACCUGCGAUGCCUUCAAAACAGACCCUGGAAUCCUGAAGAAGUUCACUUCUUACCAAAAGUACACCACCUCCGUGGAAACUUAUCCUGGCAUUCGAACCUUCUUUUGUCGUCACCCGCACCUGGAUCGCUUUCCCACCAAACCAUCCCCGAUGCCUUUACUCGUAUUUGUACACGGACUCGGUGGAUCGCUUGCACAAUUUCAUCAUCUCCUUACUAGUCUUUCGAACGUCGGAUCUUGCUUUGGUAUUGAUCUGCCUGGGUGCGGUCUGUCCAAGUUUGAGCCAACCAACUGGGAUGCAUACACCGUGGAGGCACUGGCUGAGUUGCUAGCCGUCGCCAUUGAGCAACAACGGGACCCUGAUCAAGAUGUGAUUUUGAUUGGCCAUAGCUUGGGUUGCUCGUUGUCUGCUCUUCUCGCCUCGUCCACCUCGCCCAUCGAAACCCCUCUCAAGGAGCAUAUCAUUGGUUUAAUUGCCGUGUGUCCUCGAGCGUCGCCUCCGUCCGCUCAUGAGACCGCAGUUGCCCGCCGCCUGCUUCAUGUCCCGGGUCCGAUCUUUGAUCUGUGGCGUUGCUGGGACCGACGUGGUGGUAUUGAGAGCGCCAGCGUUAUGAGAAUGGUCGGCAACGAUGCCGAUGCAGAGACACGAGACCUUCAGGUCCGCUUCAACAAGCAAAGCCGGACACCUGUUUGGCGCCGUAUGGCGUGGGGUUCGCUUCCGACUUACAAAGGUGAUGAAGCCAUUGGGGGUAUGCCAGGAGAGAAGGUAUGGGCUGGUGUUCACAUGCCAAUUCUGCUCGUGGCAGGAGAAGCAGAUGCAGUGACGAAGCCGGUGGAAAUCCAGAACCUUUUGAAAUAUUUUGGCAAGGCUGCAGCUCAUACCACCAUCGACACCACUGGAAGCAGUACUAUUCCGGAUGCUUCACGAGUCCAUGACCAAAUGUCUGGACCGCUAAACACCCACCAAAAACCUCCUGUCGUCCAGGUGGUGAUUGAUAAUGAAAAGAAGACAGAUACCAGCUCUAGUAAUGAGCGCAAGAGAGUGGUCAAGUCGGCCAUCCUACCGGCUCCCGCAUCACAUGCUCUUCUUUACGACCGGGCGACCUACCGUACUUUGGCUGGCAUCAUCCAAGGAUUUUUGUCAUCAAACAUUGACAAGCGCCUCGGACUGGGAUGGCAAUUGCAACACCUGAAUACCUCAGGUAAAUGGGACGUGAAGAACCUAGCCAAAUGGCAGAAAGUUGCCCCGGUCUCAGCGCCGAUUGCCAAUACUUUCCGGGCGAUGAAGAUGCUGCGAGAGGUCGAUGAACACCACAACCCAGUCAAGUUCUCUGCGGAAUACCGUGACAAGAUUUACGCUGUCAUUGACAUCAGCCACGAAAGCCCGGUGUACAGCCCUGCACAGAUGGAAAAGGGCGGGAUUCAUUAUUGCAAACAUCCUACCGUCUCAAAGCUCCCUCCUACUCCCGACGAGACCCGAGACUUUAUUGCUCUGGUUGAUCGCCUACAGAAGGAGAUUGACGACCUGAUGGAAAAGCGAGAGGACCCAUCUUUGCCGCGUCCACUAGUAGGCGUCCACUGCCACUAUGGGUACAACCGAACUGGCUUCCUCAUCGUGUGCUACUUGAUUGAACAGUUGGACUAUCCUGUCAAGGAUGCAGUCGCCGAAUUCAACCGGUGCCGACCCCCUGGUAUUCGACACGAUCACUUCAUUGAUGAACUCCAUGCCCGGUAUGCAGGAAUUAAGAGAGUUCCAACUCUGUAA